This is a messenger RNA of Talaromyces atroroseus, 840 nucleotides long. RefSeq lists its product as hypothetical. The transcript has 3 exons. The record is from RefSeq and is a predicted model, not a curated record. The coding region runs from base 1 to 840 and encodes 279 amino acids. NCBI's taxonomy places the organism in Eukaryota, Fungi, Ascomycota, Eurotiomycetes, Eurotiales, Trichocomaceae.
AUGACAAGCUUCUCUGGUGGGAGUAUGGGAAUGAGCCUGAUCUCUACUCGACAUCCGCCCACAGACCAGUUCGACCGUCGACUUGGGACAGUUCAGCAGUGGGUGAAUGGAACGCAAGAAAUCAAGUCGCAGAUAUCGCAACAUUGUCCGACAAAAAUAUCGAAUGCAACCUAUGGGUACCUAAAUCCCUCCUUUGCCGGGGUUGAUAACCAUCUCAACCCAGGUACAACAUUUGCGGAUGGCCUUGAUGUAGACAAUUAUAUCAAGCUUAUAUCAAUCCACAACUACAUCGGCGGCGCAACAGAACCAGGAGUUACCCUUCAAAAGACUUUAAUGAAUCACACUUCCAACGUCGAAUCCGCCUCAGCUUUUCUCGCUGUUCGCAAUGAGUUGGACUAUACUGGCAUCCCAUUUGUUCUGGGAAAAAUGAAUUCCCCUUAUAACGAGGGUGCUCCUGGCCUUUCCAAUGCUUUCGGCACUGCGCUAUGGGACCCUGUCCAAACCAACGAUACCACCAAGGCACCUUACUAUGGUAACAUUGCCGUGGCUUCUAUGCUGGGAGACCUUACUCGAAACUCGGUGCAAAUUGCGAAUAUUCCUUUGCCCAGCGACUUAGAGAGCGCAUAUGCGGCGUAUGUGGAUGGGUCAUUGGAGCGUAUUGCAGCAAUAAAUAUGCGUGAUUACAAUUAUACGGUCAAUGGCACCUUCUCAAUCCCCAACCCGGAUCCAAGACCGAGUCAGCCGUACACGUUCCAGAUUCCGUCUGAUGUUUCUUCAGUUUAUAUUCAGCGACUAUCUGCCAAUGAAGUUGGACUGGGGGAAGCCCGUGCGGUUGAGUAA